Penicillium daleae is the source of this 1632-nucleotide messenger RNA. RefSeq lists its product as uncharacterized. Lineage: Eukaryota; Fungi; Ascomycota; Eurotiomycetes; Eurotiales; Aspergillaceae. Gene Ontology annotation, biological process: regulation of DNA-templated transcription. The transcript is spliced from 3 exons. Bases 1 to 1632 code for a protein of 543 amino acids. Gene Ontology annotation, molecular function: DNA-binding transcription factor activity. The record is from RefSeq and is a predicted model, not a curated record.
AUGCCUGGAUCUGGCCAUGCACAUUCCAGCCUCCCGCUCUCGGACACGUUGUCCGCCCGAUCCUACCUCGAGUUUGGCCGCGAGGAGUUCCAGACUCAAGUCGAGCUCCAACGCAUGCCCGCCCAAGAUAUUUCGAUAAGCACCCCGAAGCCACCAGCGUGGAUGAACUCAAUCGAGGCUCCACGCAGGUCAGGUCCACGCCUGCAGCCUCGUGAACGACCACCGAUCCACAAAGAGUCGGAGAAGACGGAAAGAGCCCCAAGCUACAAGGACCCGCCUAGUGAGAACGAUCGACCAGUGCGAAAAAGAGGCCGGCCGAGAAUCGAGACCGAAAAGGACGCGGCUGCAGUUGAAGAACGGCGCUUGCAAAUCAGGCGGGCCCAACGCACCUACCGCCAGAAGAAAGAGGCGACCAUCCAGACCCUCAAGACACGCGUGGAGCAACUUGAAAAGACUCUCCAGAAUGUCUCAGAUCUUCUAACGGCUGAACCGGAAGGGUUCAGCCUCACGAGACCGAAUGACCUCUCGCGCGCCCGGCAAUUGGUGCUAGCUGAGAUUGGCAAAGCUUGCGAAUUUUCAGCAGAUGGCAGCGAUUCAGUAAGACAGACUACAGAGCCGCCGCGCGAUAUCUUUGGAUACGAAGUCUCCAACGGUCGGAGAAACGUCAAGAAUGACAUUCCAAAGUCAUCCCCUUCUAAACAUGCGCAACAUCAACGGAGAACGUCCGUCUACACCGGAUAUUCCCAUCCGCGAUCCCCAUCCCCAUUGCUCAACCGCCUCUUCCCUUCCACAACCAUAUACACCUACAGCUACCAAGAAUCCUGCCUAUCCAGACGCCUGCAAAGAUUCUGUCUAGAACAUACCUACCGAUGGCUCUCAGAUCCCAGCUCCGAACCCCCGCUCAUGAGCCGUGUUUUCGGUCUAUUCCCCUGCAUCCAAGAUAUGCCCGGUGUACGACGCACCUCCCGGCGCGUGCUGCAAUCUGAGAUUGGCGGACCGUUGGAAAUGACGAAAGUACCCUUCUACACGCUCGGCGGCGCGGGUACGCAUUAUCCGCGCUAUGGCGAUGACGGGCAAACCGUGUGGCCGGUGAAUACUCGACGACCGGGGAAGAUCCUGCGGAGACUGGCACGGAUUCUCCGGCGAGGCGGGAUCUCCGAUUGGGAUGAGGAUUGGAGUGGCGAUUUGGAGCCGGAUAUUGGCGAUGGGCAGGGCGAGGAGAUCAGUGCUUUGAGCGAGGAGGAGCGUCUACGCUUCCUGGAUCUGGACGGUGAUUGGUUCGAUUGCCAUGAUGUUCAGGGGUAUCUGGAGGACAAAGGGUUUGUGCUGGAGGGGUCGGCGGUGUGGUUGGAAGUUCCUGCCGCGACUGUUGGAUACCUGUAUGGGUUUUCCCCGGACAGCGGCUCAGACUACUGCGCAUCGCAGAUGUAUGUCUCCCCCGGCGACAUUUCCUCCAGCGAUGUCAGUAGCUCGCGGGAUCCGGGGCUGUCGCCGUCUAGGUACACCCUCAACGUCGAAUGCUUUUUCGAUUUGCUACUCUCCAACUUGAGGAUGCUUGGUCGCGCCCCUGGCUUCCGUCUUUGGGACGUGGACGCUGCUCUUCGCGCGGCAAUUCACCGGCGGUCUUUCUGA